Molecule: messenger RNA, 1793 nt
Organism: Porites lobata
Lineage: Eukaryota; Metazoa; Cnidaria; Anthozoa; Scleractinia; Poritidae
Source: the annotation of a GenBank genome assembly
CCCAAGAGUGUAAGGCAUAAUAAUUACUGGAUCGUCAUUUUGUUUUCAGUUUACAAGAACUGCGCUGAAGUCUACAAGUCCGGGGACAAGAUCAGUGGAGUGUACAAAAUCAACCCUGAUGGUUUGGGCGAAUUUGAAGUGUUCUGUGAUCAGAAAACUGCCGGUGGAGGUUGGACGGUGUUUCAGAAGAGGCGAGAUGGCUCUGUUGAUUUCUUCCGCGCUUGGGAUGAUUACAAACGCGGUUUUGGUAAUCUGAACGGUGAGUUCUGGCUCGGUUUGGACAAGAUACAUCGGCAGACUGUAAGCGGUGGUUAUAAACUUCGUAUCGACUUGGAAGACAUUCAUGAAAAAACUGCAUUUGCCGAGUACAGCUCCUUUUCUGUGACAAGCGAGAGAGCGAAAUAUCAACUGAGUUUGGGAAGUUAUUCAGGUUAGUUAACUUCCAUCGACUAAAACAAGAAUCAGUCGGCGAAAAAAAAAAUGCUGUGAAACAACGAAAAGAAAAGUUAGAGAGAAAAACAUUAUAAGCUAUUGUAGAUACUUAAUCGCAAUUGAUCGCAACUGGAAAGUGAUUUUUAUAUACAACGGCAAUUAACCUUCUUUGCAAUGUCAUAAUACUGAUUUUUUUUUCUUUCUUUAUCUUUUUUUUUUUGCUGUUUCAUAUCCAAUACCAAAAUAUAAUGGCGUUCAUUACAACUGUCUGUCACCGAUUGAUUGGAUUGCAGUUUAAUAUGCUAAGAGAGAGUCCAUCAUAGGACCUCAUGCAGUAGUUUCUGUGGACUUCAUUGUUGAAGCUCUGUUGACAGGAAACACUAAUAUCUCGAAAGCCUCAAAGACGAAACAACUCCACUUUUCCUUACAAUACAAAUUAAGGGAACAAUACCCUUGACAUGGACUCGCAUCAAAACUCAGCUCUCAUAUAUAGAGUUCAGAAGAUAUAGUAUUCUGGGCCGGGUUGUUCGAAGCUGGGUUAAGGUAACCCAGGGUUAGUGCGAAAUUUGAACUCAGAUAUGAGAGCUUCAAAAGCAAAUUCAGUUAAAUUCUGUUUGCCAACAAUUUGAUGACUGGAUACUCUAAAAAGAAUAGAGAAAAUUAUCCGAGAGAGUGCUUUGGAUAAAAAUAAAACGAACCCCGGGUUAAAAUUUAACCCGGGGCUAGCGCUAACCGGCGUUCGAACAACUGGGCCCAGAAUGUGAUAUCUAAAUUAACCCCUCCAAUGAUACAUAUGUAUGCUGCAGACAAAAUUAGAGUGAGUUAAGGAAAGUGAUACAGGAUUUUACUGCAUUUUUAGCCGCAACGCAAUCUCUACCAGUUUGUGCACACCACUGAGUUUGGUGAUUUAACUGAUAACAUGACUCUGUAAUAUUCCUUAUUUGUCAAUUUUAAUAUCUAAUCGUUCAGAAGUGUUUCGUCCGAUCUACAUAGGUACAUUAGCGUAGAAAUUAUUGUUGCAGAAAGUCCAAUUUACAGGAUGCAAAAACUCUACAAAAAACUAACCGAACACCUAUAUUUCGCAUUUUUUUCUUUUGAUAGGUACCGCUGGUGAUUCCCUUGGUUAUCAUCGUGGUAUGCCAUUUUCCACCAAGGAUCGUGAUAAUGACAAGUACAGCGGUGGAAACUGUGCCUUGAUUUAUACAGGCGCCUGGUGGCACAACAAUUGUCACCGGUCCAAUCUGAAUGGUCUGUACCUCAAUGGUAAGAACGACCCUAAAGGAAUGGACUGGCAACAUUGGAAAAAAGCUCACUACUCGGUCAAGAAGUCCGAGAUGAAGAUACGUCCAAAAGAUUUUUGA